UUAGGUUAUAAAAAUAGAAAACCUCACAGCCUUAAAUCUCCAGUUUCCUACUUCCUCUCCUCUAUGAGUGUCUUCUCAAAUUAAUCUCUCAAUUCUCUUUUAGUGAUCUAAAAGAUCUUCUUCCUUGAAUUCUCCAUCCUUGAAGGUAAAAGUGAAACGAUGACGGAACCUUGUACCCCAGAAACACAAGAAAGAAACAGAGGCAACACCGAGGAAAUAAGCGAAACGGAUCUUAAUGGCCUUGACGGUUCUGAUAGAAAGGCUAUAAUGGAGUGGAUACGUUAUGAAGAUGAGGAAGAAAAAUAUAAACCCUAUAUUUCUCAUGUGAUUCAAAAGACACUAAAUAGCGAAUAUGAAAGUUCAAGACAAGUAUACGAUGAACUUAAACUCUUAAAGCCUAUUCGUACCAAACUUACAGAGGGAAAAGAUAAGCUUCUUGUUGAAACCUAUGCUACUGAGUAUUUCUAUCACUGUGCACUGAAGAAAAAGGCCGAGAUUGUUAAGGAUCGAGCAAGAGAGAGGAGAGCAUAAACGCGGAAGCAUAAAAGACU
Papaver somniferum (opium poppy) is the source of this 551-nucleotide messenger RNA. RefSeq lists its product as uncharacterized. Bases 160 to 531 code for a protein of 123 amino acids. Lineage: Eukaryota; Viridiplantae; Streptophyta; Magnoliopsida; Ranunculales; Papaveraceae. The record is from RefSeq and is a predicted model, not a curated record. The transcript has 5 exons.